Molecule: messenger RNA, 1216 nt
Organism: Engraulis encrasicolus (European anchovy)
Lineage: Eukaryota; Metazoa; Chordata; Actinopteri; Clupeiformes; Engraulidae
Product: dermatopontin-like
Exons: 8
Coding region: 325-1026 (233 amino acids)
Biological process (GO): collagen fibril organization
Cellular component (GO): extracellular matrix
Source: RefSeq, a predicted model, not a curated record
ACAGUCAUUGCAGCUAAAAAUGUCCAUUUCUGGAAAUUCAAAAUGGCGGACCAUGGAGAAGAUCCCCCUUCUCAGGUUCCUCUGAUGACAAGAGACAUGCUGUCAGGUUUAGUGAUUGACACGUAGCCAUGUCACGCGAGACACAACACUCUAAGGUAUAAAAGCAGCACCUGUGGACUCCACAGACAGAAGUCUCCCAAAGCUGCAACUUGGGUCACUUGACAGCAAAGCUGCUGGUAUCACCUGGUACCUGGUAACAGCAUCCUCUGGUAAGAGCUGCAUUGCUUGGCAACAGCAUCCUCUGGCCACAGUCGCUGCAUCACCAUGAAGACACUGAAGACAGUCUGCUCUCUUCUGCUUCUCCUUUAUGUUGGAGGCAUCAUGUGCAAGGCAAUAGACUCCAGCUCUGGUGAAGAGGAUGAGGGAGACCUGGCAGAGGUUGAGCGCAUGAUCGAAGACCUGGCAAAACGACCCACAUAUGAGGAAUCAAAAAGCUUUGAAGCGCUGGAUGACCUGGAAGUCCCUGCCCUGACAAAUGACACAGAUGGAUCAUCGGCCAAGAGAACUAAGAGAUAUGUAAAUUCCUUCAAUGGUUACUUUUACGCUGUCUGUCCAUCCGGUCAAACCAUCUCUAGGAUUUCCAGUUACCACAGUAAUGCCUAUGAGGAUCGUCGGUUCAGCUUCAGCUGCAAAUCCACAUUCAGCUCCACCCCCACGUGCACUGGUAGUGGAUGGGUGAACAGCUUUAAUGGUGUUCUCUCCUACACCUGCCCUAGCAACUACGUCAUGUCAGGAGUAGCCAGUUACCAUAGCAACUCCUACCAGGACCGCAGGUUCUACAUCAGGUGUUGCAGAGCCCCUGGCCAUUACCACCACAGCUGCCGUUGGACCCCCUGGGUGAACUACUAUGAGGAGUACUUCAACUGGUAUGUGCCCAACUACAACUACCUGGCCGGAGUCUACUCCAUCCACCACAACUCUCCCCAGGAUCGCCGCUUCAGGUUCCUCUACUGUGCAAAGUACUGAGGACCUUGACAGAAAGAAGUACAACACUGUCACAUGAAAACAAUGUUUCUAAAUGAAGCGUUUGUGUCCUGACUCCUGAUAACCUAGUGUGUUCUCUGUCUUUUGCAUGUCCUUCUUUUUAUUAUUUAGUGUUUCUCUAUUGUAGGAAUUUUAGUCUUCAUUAUUUGUCAGUCCUACCCAAUUUUCAUAC